CAAAUUAAUUCUAACCUUUUAAGAAGAGAAAUUAAAACAAACAAACCAGCAAAAAAUAGUAUAAAAGUUUUAGUAUCAAAUUUUGAUAUAAUAAAUAUAUAUACGUAUAUUAAAAAUACUUUGUAAAAUUAUUUAUUGCAAAAUAUAUAGAAACAAAACAGAAACUGAAAAAAAAAAUAAAAUUAAAAAUUUUAAAUAAUAAAAUUAUUUUAUUGAUUUAAUCAUGAUAAUGCUACAACAUAUGCAGCCAGCAAAUCCAUUUUCUGGUAAAACACAAUUAUCUACAACAUCUACAUCAUCAGCAAAACAAGGAUCAUCAUCAACAACAACAAGUCCAAUAAAACAUUAUAAUAAUAAUAAUCAACAAUUAUCACCAACAGAUUUAUCAUCAUCUUCAUCAUCAUCAAAUCAAACAGUUAUUAAACAUGAUAUAACAGUUCAAAAUAAAUUAAUAAGACGUAGUCCAUCACCAAAUCAUAUUUCAAUAAUAUCAAAACAUAAUGGAUUAACAAGACGAUCAUCAUCUAAUAAUGGAUCUCCAAAUUCAAUGGCAAUAAUUAAUGAUGAUUGUUCAAGUCAUCAUAGUAUCUCAAAUAAUAGUAAUGAUGAAUAUGAUGAUAUAAAUCUUCAAGAACAUAAAAAUAUCAAUAAUAAUACAAUUCAACAACAAUUAAUGCGACCAAUUGUAAUACGAAGACGUUCAACUACAUUAAGUCCACAUAGUCCUAGAGAACAAUCUGAAACAAAUAAUAGUAAUAAUAAUAAUUGUAGUAAUAAUAAAAAUAGUGAUAUUUUACGACAUCAUCAAAAUAAAAGUCCAAUACAUCAAUCAUCACAGCAAUUACAUUCACAUUAUAUUAAUAAUAAUAAUAAUAAUAAUAAUAGUAAUAAUAAUAAUAGUAUUCAACAUAUUAUUGAUGAAAAUUCUUCAUCACAACAUAAUGAUAUACAACAUCACUCAAAUAAUAAUGGAAUAAUAACAUCUGAAUUAGAAGCAAUAAAUGGAUCAAAAUCAACUGUUGUCUUAUAUAAUCAUUUAAGACGACAAUCAUCAAGAUCUCCAAUAACAACAACACCUUUAUCAUUAUUAAAUGAAACAAAAUCAUCAUCAUCAUCAUCAGCAAUAUAUUUACCAAAUAAUCAAAUAAUUGGUAAUUUAUCAUCAUCAUCACCAACAAGAUUAUCAUCAAGACGUUCUCAAUCUAGAUCACCAGAUGGUGCAUCACCAAAACGAUUAUAUAAUAAUAAUAAUAAUAAUAAUCAUCAUCAAAAUGAUAUUGAUGAUCAUAAUAAUAAUUAUUCAUUAAGAUAUAUAGAACGUCAUCGUGAUCAUCAUAAUGAUCAACGUGAAAAUAAUCACAAUCAUCAACAUAAUCAUAAUACAAAUCAUUCUCAACAUCAACAACAACAUAAUUUAAUAACAAAUGAAACAAAUGGAUUAAAUAUUCAUAAUAAUAAUGAUAAUAUACCAAUUAGAUCAACAGUUGUAAUGUCUAAUAGAAAUACAAUUAGUCCAACUGAACAUCAUAUUCAUCAAGAACAACAACAACAACAACAACAUAAUAUUCAUAAUCAAUAUCAGAAUCAUCAUAAUAAAUUUUUAUCAUCAGAACAUAGUGAUUCUGAAGAUCAUGAUAGUAGCAGCUAUGAUAUUAAACCAAGAAUAUAUCAUAGACAAAAAUCAAUUGAAGAUAUUGAAAGACGUCAGAUAUGUAGUGAAGAUUCUGAUUAUGAAACACAUCCAGAAGAUAAUUAUAAAGUUGAUGAUAAUCAUCGAUAUGAUCGAAUGAAUAUUGAUAAAAUUAAUAAUCAACGUUAUAUACGUAAUAAUCAAAAUAAUAAUAAUAAUAAUAAUAAUAGCGAUAUGAAUGAACGUAAUUUAGUUGAUGAUGAAGAAGAUGAUGAUGAUGAUGAAGAUAAUGAUUUUGAUAAACCAUUAGAUUUAUCAUUAAGAACCGGUGUUGGACAUAAACGUGAACGUACUUAUUCAGCUGAAUCAGAUGAUUCAUUAUCAGCUGGCGGUAAUAGUGAAAUGGAUGGAGAAAAAAAUAGUAAAGAAAAAGCAGCUUAUAAGAAAAAUUUAAUGAAACGUUACUUAGACACAGAAAUUCCAUUAAUAAAACAAUCUCCAAGUCCACCGCCACCACAACAUCAUUUACAACAACAUCAACAGCAACAACAGCAGCAUCAAUCAUCAUUAUCAGCGAUAGCAUCAGCUGCUGUACAAGCUGCUGCACUUAAUAUUAAAUCAGAACAUAUAUCGGUGAAUUUAUCAGCUCAAUCACCACAACAUACAACAAAUAUUGGACAUCAACAACAACAGCAGCAACAACAGCAACAACAACAAUUACAACAUGCUAGUGGAAAUCAACAUACUCAACAGAAUGCCGCCCAACAUCGGCCACUUUUACAUAAUUUAUUAAGUGGAGCACCAAUCCAUACAACACCAUAUCAUAGAAGCUAUUGUACUUCUAGUACAGGUUCCCUACCACCAAGUCCAGCUGAUUCUGGUGUAUCAGAUGUUGAUAGCUCAAGUUCAGGUGGCCAACCAUGUAGUGAAGAGAUUAAAGCACGUUUGGGUAUGCCAUCACAUUGUCCGGCACCACAAGGACAUGUUCAACCUGGUACAUUUUUACACCCAAAUUUUUAUCAUAAUUCACCACCAUUAAGAAAUAUAUGGAAUCGUAGCGUUACAUUAGCGGAUAAUUAUUAUCCGUUGAUGUCUGGUGGUAAUACAAAUAGCGGUAAUAAUGCAACAAGCUCACUUAAUAAUUAUACAACAGCAUCACAUUUUUCUGCACCAAAUCAACCACGUUUAAAUAGUAAUAAUUCUGGUAGUGGUAAUGGUAAUAAUAGUAGUAAUGGUGGUGGUCUUAUUAAUGGUCUUAAUUCACAACAUAAUCAAAAUGGACAUAGUGGAAGUGGACAUCCAUCAUUACAUCAUCAUUUACAACAUCAUCAUCAUCAUCAUCAUCAUUUAACAAAUGGUCAUCAUACAAAUGCAUUAACUGGUGGUAAUAAUAAUGGACAUCCUAGUUUACCAGUUGGUUUACAUGCUGUACAUCAAAGUGUUAUACAAGCAGCAACAUCAUCAAAUGAUGAUCUAUCAUAUAUGUUAGAUUUAGGUUUUCCUGGUAGAAAAUUAAAGAAACCACGUAAACCAAAAAUUGAAAUGGGUGUUAAAAGAAAAAGUCGUGAAGGUUCUACAACAUAUUUAUGGGAAUUUUUAUUAAAAUUAUUACAAGAUCGUGAAUAUUGUCCACGUUUUAUUAAAUGGACAAAUCGAGAUAAAGGUGUAUUUAAAUUAGUUGAUUCAAAAGCUGUAUCAAGGCUAUGGGGUAUGCAUAAAAAUAAACCAGAUAUGAAUUAUGAAACAAUGGGACGUGCAUUACGUUAUUAUUAUCAACGUGGUAUUUUAGCUAAAGUUGAUGGACAGAGGCUAGUUUAUCAAUUUGUUGAUGUACCAAAAGAUAUAAUCGAAAUUGAUUGUUCGAAUGCGUAAAAAGAAAAAAAAAAAAAUUUUUUUUUAAUUAAAUUGAAAU
Messenger RNA from Condylostylus longicornis, 3542 nucleotides. Its product is annotated as ecdysone-induced protein 74EF-like. The transcript is spliced from 4 exons. The record is from RefSeq and is a predicted model, not a curated record. Lineage: Eukaryota; Metazoa; Arthropoda; Insecta; Diptera; Dolichopodidae. Gene Ontology annotation, cellular component: nucleus. Gene Ontology annotation, molecular function: DNA-binding transcription factor activity, RNA polymerase II-specific; sequence-specific DNA binding. Bases 224 to 3502 code for a protein of 1092 amino acids. Gene Ontology annotation, biological process: cell differentiation; regulation of transcription by RNA polymerase II.